UCUCCAUUUCCAUUUCGUCGCCUUGCCCGCCUCUGCUCGGCUCAGUCAGCGAGAGCAGAGAGCUCAGCUCGCAACAACUCCCCUCCCUCCAUGGCCGACCGCGUCCACCCCAUGCCGGCGCCACCGUCUCGACGACCCGACCAACCAGACGCCGAUGCCGGCGCAGCGGCGGCGGCCACGGAGACCACGCCGCUGCAGCUGCACCCGUCCUUCCAGCAGCGCCCGCUCUCGCCGCCCCCCGGCACGUACAUCAUCCAGGUGCCCAAGGACCAGGUCCUCCACGUUCCGCCCCCGGACCGCGCGCGCCGCUACAAGAAGCUCGCCGCGCGCCCGGCGCGGCGCCGCCUCCUCCGCCGCGCCUGCUGCUGCUCCUGCGCCGCCGUCCUCCUCCUGCUCCUCCUCGCCGCCGCCUUCACCGGCGCCGUCUACCUCAUCUUCCGCCCCCGCGCGCCCACCUUCUCCGUCGCCUCCCUCUCCAUCCGCGGCCUCGACAACCUCACCGCCCUCUCGUCCUCCUCAACCCUCUCCCCCGAGCUCGACGCCGCCGUGCGCGCGGACAACGGCCGGAACAGGAAGGUCGGCAUCGACUACCGCGGCGGCGGGAGCGUCACGGUCUCCUACUCCGGCGUGCAGCUCGCCACGGGGCGGUGGCCGGCGUUCCGGCAGCCGCCGCGGAACGUGACGGUGUUCGCGGCGGCGAUGAGGGGCCAGGGCGUGCGGCUCACGCAGGAGCAGGCGAGGCAGCUCGCCGCGGAGGAGGCGGCGGGGGCCGUGCCGCUGGCGGUGGAGGCGAGGGUGCCCGUGCGGCUGCGCUUCGGGAAGGUGCUGCGGACGUGGACGGUGGACGUGAAGGCGCGGUGUGACGUGGCCGUGGACAGGCUGGCCGGGAACGCGGCGGCGGUGAACAGGGGGUGCAGGGUCAGGGUCAAGCCGCUCUGGUGGUGGUGGUGAUCGCCGCCGCCGGCGGCGGCGAUCGUGCAUGUCCACAGGCAUGGAGCAUGGUUAAUGCCGCCUAAACGGCUACUGGUAAUUACUAGGAGCGACAGUGCAUUGAACACCAGAUUACUAGCAGGUUACCAGUGGAGUAAAUUUUUUCUUAAUUUCUGGAGAAUUUUUUUGGUGUGUAUGAUAUUUGGAGUUUAUGUGAAGUUGUGAACUCUGAAGGAAGGCUGUCGGGCAGACAUUACAGACA
Molecule: messenger RNA, 1192 nt
Organism: Setaria italica (foxtail millet)
Lineage: Eukaryota; Viridiplantae; Streptophyta; Magnoliopsida; Poales; Poaceae
Product: NDR1/HIN1-like protein 13
Exons: 1
Coding region: 91-951 (286 amino acids)
Cellular component (GO): plasma membrane
Source: RefSeq, a predicted model, not a curated record